AUGUUCCGAUCAUUAUCUUUCGUGAAUAAUUUAAUUUUUCAUCGUAAUAAAUUACUAUAUCAUCAUAGAUAUUUUGCUGAUUUCAUUUCUUCAAAAUUAUCUGAUAAAACAAAUCAAACAUCAUCAUCAACAGUAGACACAAAUGAAUGGCUUUGGGAAUAUUUACGGCAUCGUCAAUCAUAUCAAUCAUUAAAUGAUGAACAAAAACGUCAAGUAAUUUUACUUGAAAUUCAAACAUUACGUGAAAGUGGUGAACGUGUACCUGAUAAUAUUCCUGAUGAAUAUUGGCCAGAAUUAAUCUCAUCUCCUUUAUUAAAUAAUCGUAAAUCAAUAUAUAAUUAUCUUUUUCUACGUGAAAUAAGUAAACGAAAACGUGCAAUUGAAAAAGCAGCUGUACAAGAACGACGUAUUAAAUCAGCUGCACAUCAUAUUGAUUUAGCUGCAGCUGGUCUACCAUUAACAAAUUAUCCUGGUUAUACAUCAAUGUUUCGUCAAAUAACUGGUGGUCAUACAGAACGUUGGAUACGUGAUAAUAAAUUAAUAACACAAGCACGUCUUGGUGAAUAUAUACUUGUUGAUUGUGGUUUUGAAAUUGAACAUGUUCGUUCAAAAUAUAUAUCAAAAUUAGUUGAUCAAAUUGAAUAUUUUUUUUCUAAUAUAUAUCGAUAUCAUUCACCAUCAUUUGUAACAUUAUGUAAUGUUGCAAUUGAUGGACAAAUUCAAAAAGAAUUAUCUAAACGUAUUAAUCAAAAUCGUGGUAUAUCAUGUUUUGAAACAACUGAAGAAAAUUAUUUAGAUUUAUUUGAUAGACAAAAAUUAAUUUAUUUAACACCACAUAGUCCAUAUGAAAUGUCAGAAUAUGAUCAUGAUGCUGUAUAUAUUAUUGGUGCUAUUAUUGAUGUUAGUGUUGGUGGGCGACCUUUAACAUUAGCAAAAGCUAAAAGAGAUAAUAUAAAACAUCAAAGAUUACCAUUAGAACGAUAUUUAAAAUUUGGUAGUAGUACUAGUCGUGCAUUAUCAUUGGAUAAAAUUUAUUUUAUUUUAAUGGCAUUGAAACAUGGACAGUCUUGGACUGAAGCAUUCCAAGCUAUUCCGGAUCGAAAAGUUGUUGAGCGUUUUAAUCAACCACAUUUAGGUAGAAAUGAAUCAGGCCGUUGGGGAAAAUGGGCAGGCAUUCGAAAUAGAACAGAUCAAUGA
Messenger RNA from Rotaria sordida, 1197 nucleotides. The record is from the annotation of a GenBank genome assembly. NCBI's taxonomy places the organism in Eukaryota, Metazoa, Rotifera, Eurotatoria, Philodinida, Philodinidae.